UAGAACCAAAACCGGCGACAAAAAUGAACGGUUUCGAUCUUGAUAGCUCACUUUCUUAGAUUUGCCGUUCACUAAAAGCUAAACGAGGGUCAAGAUGCCAACAAUAAUUCUACUGGAUGUGUCCCUGUCUAUGUCGAGGAUAGUGCCAAUGCCUGAGAGCACUGAGGAGUAUCAACGCAGACACUUGGCAGUUCAUGGGCUAAACUCUCUUCUUGACUACAUUGCACAAAAUAAUAAGUUGGAAUUCUGUUCAUUGGUUGUUUUCUCAUCGUUAUGGGAACAAACAGUAGCAUUCACAAGAGACAUCGAAAGUGUCAAAACUGCCCUGACCAAAGUUGAGGAGUAUGAUAAAACAAAUGUGAUGUCUGCAUUGGCCGGGGUCAAUUCUCUUGUAGUGGAUGAAUGGGGAGCGUCGACCCCUUGUCAGAUUAUCCUGGUGACUGACGGCUGCACUGGUUACGGCGCUGGAUCAGUUCAACACGGCAUUCAAGAGUUUGCUACCUUCGAUUCUCGAGUUGUUGGAAAGGACGAGCACAUCAGUCUGCAUCGACGGACAGACUUUCCACUUCCUUUCCCAUUCCCAUCGAAAAUUCAAAUCGUCUGCUUGGCAAAUCAAAACGACCCACUUUUGGUGACGGCGAUUCCUCAGUAUCAAAAACUAAUCGAUAUCAAUGGUGGUGGGGGUGAAGUUUACACUGUUGAAGGGAAUCUCAGUUUGAAAAGUGUUCAACAGACUUUCAUGAAAGUUGCAGAAGAUAAUUUUAAAGCUUUUCAUGGACAGCUUCACUGCGGACAGUUGGAGUGCCGAGUACAGUUGUUUCCCCCUCCAGAUUCAUAUAUAAGGAAUGACAACUACCAAUAUCAAGACACCAAGAUUUCGAACGAGAUGGAAAUAUGUGGCUUCAUUGACAUUGCAGACGUUUCCAGUCCACCAGUCAUAUCCAGACAUCUGGUUUUACCUGCUCCUAUUGGUCUAAAAGAAAACAAUAAAUCUGAUGAUAAAGACGUCAUAGAUGUUGAUGAAGCCGAUGAUGGGAAGGCACCUUCAUUUACUGUUUUACUCCAUGGAAGUCUCAAAGUCGAGGGCAUGGUGGCAAUUGCACGAGUUGGUGAUAAGUGGUAUGGCAUGCUGUACUCCUUUGCCGACAGCAAAAAGAAAUCGAAUCUCAUGUUGUCCAUAUUUGAACCAGGGUUAGACGCCAUCCCCUGGCUAGGAAAGUUCACCCACCUGGCACCAAUAUCAGACUUUUCUGAUCCGCCUUAUGGAGAAGACGAUAACAAGACGCCGUUCCCAGUUCGCCAGGAAAGACGAAGUUAUGCCACAAAUUCGACAGUGUGGAUUCGGGCGACUGGUUUACAGGCUGAUGUGCAGAAGAUACUCCGACACGGAAGAAAACUUCCCGAAAAACAACAGCAUUUUUACAAAGAGCUGAAUCGGUUACGGCGGAUGGCCGUCAGUCUCGGUUUCAUGGAGCUGCUCGAUGCAAUGGGUUCAUUACUCGAGCGAGAAUGUACGUUACUGCCAGGCUCUGCGCAUCCCGAUGCUGCGUUACAGCUGUCGCACGCAGCUAGCGUGAUACGGAGUGAAACUAGUAAGGAGAUCGGAAGCAACAUUACGCCGCUAAGGACUAAUUUCACAUCAGAUGACUGAGACACAGGAUAAAUGUUUUGCUAUCGGACUUGGACUUCAAGCAACUCUUACCAAUGUAAAAUGUCAAAGGUGCUAGACAUUUCAAUGUUAAGUGUGGCACUGAGAAACCCUGAUUAGCUAAGGAUGACAGAGUUGCAUUUUCAGAUUGUGGUCUAUUUCACGAGAACAGGAGUUGUAUGAAAUGCUAUAUUUCAUCUGCAAAGUAUGAAGAAUCUAAAUAAUAGUUACUUUGCCAGAAUCAGACAAAGUAUGACCAAGUAUGCAAGCCAUUUAGAGCGAAAUACUGACAACUUUCCUCAGCUAGGCUUUUUGCGUGCAGUGCCAUUUUCUCGUGAAACAGCCUAAAGGUAAUAACUGGAUCAUGGUGCUUGUUCAGUUGAAGUAGUAGAUACAUUUCUGCUAGUAAUCAUGACGUUUUUCAAAUGGAAAUUUUUACAGGGAAUAGAAUGGUCAUGAUUUUUGUUUUAUUAAUCCAAGAAUAAAAUUU
This is a messenger RNA of Lineus longissimus, 2138 nucleotides long. Its product is annotated as integrator complex subunit 14-like. NCBI's taxonomy places the organism in Eukaryota, Metazoa, Nemertea, Pilidiophora, Heteronemertea, Lineidae. Gene Ontology annotation, cellular component: integrator complex. Bases 95 to 1651 code for a protein of 518 amino acids. The record is from RefSeq and is a predicted model, not a curated record. The transcript has 9 exons. Gene Ontology annotation, biological process: snRNA 3'-end processing.